AUGGCAGUGUGCACUUCUUCCACACACUUAAGCUCAACUUCAUUCCACUUCAGAAACCCUAGAACUCGCCUUUCUCUUCGGCAUGUCUACUUCAAUUUCUCAUCCUCUUCAGAUGAAUCUCCGAAACCCUCGUUUCGCAUUUCAGCCGAUUCUGCCCCCUCAUCACCAAAAGCACGAUUCGUCGCAAGACGAAGAGAGUCCGUGCGGGUUCCAGUUGGCAAACGCCCUCUACUUGAAUAUAUGAGCCUUCCAGCGAGUCAGUACUCUGUGUUGGACGCCGAAAGGAUCGAGAGGGUUGAUGACAGUACAUUCAGGUGUUAUGUGUAUAAGUUGAAGUUCUUUGCUUUUGAGGUGUGCCCGGUUUUGUUGGUUAGAGUUGAAGAGCAGCCUAAUGGUUGUUGUAUUAAGCUCUUGUCUUGCAAGCUUGAGGGAUCGCCAAUAGUUGUUGCACAGAAUGAUAAGUUUGAUGCCAAUGGUUAUUUGCCACAUGACACAUUGUGUAAUAAAGGGAUAUUGCUGCAACUUCUCAUAAACCGGAGGACAUUUGCGUUGCUUCUAGUGAUGCUAAACAGUGGACAGCAGCUGGAUAUUGCUGCAACUUCUCAUAAACCGGAGGACAUUUGCGUUGCUUCUAGUGAUGCUAAACAGUGGACAGCAGCUGUCGAAUUCGACGGAAACAAUUACUACAGGAGUUUUUUUGCUGGACCAAUAAUUGCUUUUAUGGUGAAUAGAAUAUCAUGUGAUAGCAAACAGAGCACCUCACCAGUCCAGCAACUUAGUUCAGAUGCAGUUAUUGAGGUUAACAUUGAGAUUCCUUUUGCAUUUCGAGCAAUUCCAGUGCAAGCAAUUGAAUCAACUGGCACCCAAGUCCUAGAACAAACAUUAAAAUUCAUGCUCCCACGCUUUAUGUCACAGGAAAACACAUGGUUUUCCCAUUUCCCAACAAUGAAAAGUAAGGAAGGCCUUCUUGUGAGACUGUGUUCUGUUGCGUUUUGUAUUUCCCCUCUUAACCAGUUGGAAAUUGUUGACGAAAAUGAUUUUUAUUUUCAACAUGUCAAACUAGCCUUUGUAUCAUUGCAUUUUGAAAAGAAAAUGAAACUUAAUUCUCAAGCCAAACUGGCUUCCAUCAGCUGUGAGAAUGACGGACUGAAGAAAGUUAUUUUGCAAGAAGGUAAUGCUGCAAAGUUAUGCAGAAAACUGCCUGGUAGAAAGAUUUGUCUUUUGGAGGAAGAAUCAAUCAGGGGAUUGUGCAAAGAAACUCCAAGGAAACAAAAAAUUGAUGAGGCUGGAUUUCCAUUCGGUUCUUCAGUUGACAGAGAUAAAGUCAAAAGGUUUACCCACGAGCUAGUAAAGGACUAUCAAGCAUGGGCUUCAGGUGACACCUCAAGGCAGCCUCUUGGAACUGGUGGCAUUUGAGAUAGUUUCUUUGAUUACAUGAUAAAGAGAAAGAUUGCUACUAGGUGUGUCAUUGUUAUCAUUCCCCAGCUUGAUCAAUUCCAGGUAGAGAUUAGCAGAUUUUAUGCUAGAAAAGAUUCUUCCGUAUUGUAUUUUAUUCCAGUUAAGUGUGCAUUUCUUAGAUUAUGCAAGUCUGGUUCAUUAAAUUUCAUUUACCAAUGUAAUUUUUGUGUCAACAGAAAAACUAUGCAGUGAAUCCCUGGAUCUUGUUAAAUCACCAUAACUAUUUGUUCUUUGAGAAUCCAAUCUCUUUUAGUGAAAAAAGAUGCUAGAAAAUUAAAGAUUAGAUGAAUGGGGAAUUUGUACUCAUGCUUU
Messenger RNA from Ilex paraguariensis (yerba mate), 1770 nucleotides. The record is from the annotation of a GenBank genome assembly. NCBI's taxonomy places the organism in Eukaryota, Viridiplantae, Streptophyta, Magnoliopsida, Aquifoliales, Aquifoliaceae.